AUGAUUUUAUUUUUUAUUAUCGCUCCGUUAACUUUUGUGGCUGCUGAGAAUGCAUUGCCAUCCGACUUCAUUCGGUGUAAACAGUAUGACAACAAGUUGAAUGACUGCUUGGUUAUCGCCGUGCCAGAUGCUUUGCGGAGGAUGAAAGCUGGUAUACAAAAUCUCUCCGUCCCACCGCUGGAGCCACUGGCAGUAUCUGCAAUAAACAUCGACUCAGGCGCAGGACCAGUGACAAUUACGCAAAACUAUAAAAACAUAAAUAUACAUGGUCUUACUGACUCCGUACUAACUUUGUACAAAGCGGAUCUCAAGCACUAUCGGCUAAAGACUGAGUCUAUCACACCAAAAAUGGAGUUCGUUGCUGACUAUAUUAUGAAGGGCAGGAUACUGGUCUUACCCAUACAGGGUAAAGGGAUCGCUAAUAUUACCAUGGUAAAUUUACUAGUGAAACAUGAUUUGAUCGGGGAACCUGUAGUGAAAGAUGGUCAAACGUACAUGCAUAUAAAGGACUAUAGAGUCAAAUUCAUCCCUAAAAAGGUGUACUUGCAUUUCUCCAACUUAUUCAACGGUGACAAAAGGCUCGGAGAUCAGAUGAAUCUUUUCCUAAACGAAAACUCAGAACUCGUCUUUAAUGAACUCAAGGAUUCGUACGAGAAGAGCCUGAGCUCGGUGUUCCAGGAUGUUACCAAUAAGAUAUUCGACAAAGUACCAAUGAAUAAAAUAUUUUUAGAAGAG
Molecule: messenger RNA, 735 nt
Organism: Brenthis ino (lesser marbled fritillary)
Lineage: Eukaryota; Metazoa; Arthropoda; Insecta; Lepidoptera; Nymphalidae
Source: the annotation of a GenBank genome assembly